Messenger RNA from Sinocyclocheilus anshuiensis, 1084 nucleotides. RefSeq names its product CD48 antigen-like. The transcript is spliced from 6 exons. The record is from RefSeq and is a predicted model, not a curated record. Gene Ontology annotation, cellular component: membrane; cell-cell junction. NCBI's taxonomy places the organism in Eukaryota, Metazoa, Chordata, Actinopteri, Cypriniformes, Cyprinidae. The coding region runs from base 140 to 1003 and encodes 287 amino acids.
AAGCGAAGAGUUGUCGCAUGACUCUGAAAGAGUCAGUUGGCUGUGUUUUUGGAUAAGGAGUCCUACAAUCAGGGGCGGUGUGAAGGAAGGUCAAGGGCUUCAAGGACCUCGUUGAUUUACGCCGACAAGCCAACGAGCGAUGAGUCUAUGUGGAGUUGUGCUGCUGUGUAUUGUGUGUAUCCUUCAAGUGAGCAGCAGUGAGGAACAUAUUAUUGGUUACAGUGGCCAAUCAGUCGUCCUGAAAUCUGGAGCGGACAGUUCAUGGAAUCUCACCAGAGUUCAGUGGUCCAUUUAUAAGAACACCACAUACAUUGCGAGUCUAAAGGAUGGCGAAGUGUUUAUAUACAAGUUCUGGCGACAUCAGGGUCGACUUGACCUCAACAAUGAAACGGGAGAUUUAACAAUCCGUAAUGUGACAGUGGACGACAGCAUGACAUACAACGUGGCUUUGGUCACCUCAGAUGGCACGCGGAAGCAAGAUAAAGUUCAUCUCACAGUUCGAGAAAGUCUCAAGACACCAGACAUCCAGAAGACGCUUCAUUCCCGCAAUGACAGCCGGUGCUACGUUGCCCUCGAGUGCAUCGCAUCUGGCCAAAAUGUGAAUUUGUCCUGGACGCCUGAUGGCGAGUUCAACGGAUCGUAUAUUUCAGGAAUCCCAAACUCUGUUGACUCUUCGCUAGUUCUUUUCGCAUCAUUUAGUGGCAACAGACACGUGACGUUUACCUGCACUGCCUCCAGUGGUCAACAGACUGUGACCAGGCAAAUGAUAGUGGGAUGUUCAGAGGAGAAGCAGAAGUGUGAAGCCUGCACUGUUUGCAGUUCGUGCGCUUCCUCUGUGAUAUUGAGUAUUCUGUUUACAGCUGCAGUUUUGGGCUUUGCAUAUGCAUUUACAAGAAAUAAAGAGAGCAUUAUAGCUGCUUGCCCUGAAGGUCCCCUACAUUUCAUCCAGAAUAUAAGCAGUCCUGGCUCCUGUGGUGUUCAAGGGAAACAAGACGCGGCGUAAGAAGAAGAAAACUUAUCUUGCAUAAGGUUCAACUGAGCAAUGAUCAGCAUGCGUGUUACUUUAUGGAAGGGAACAUCUAGC